GCAGCUUGACGUGUUGUUGUUAAAGAGCGGCAGAGCGUCGAAUCACUGCGGCAGCCGUCCCCGCGCUCUCCCCCGGCCCCCGGCUCUCCUUCAGCGCGCCCGGCUUUCCUCCAUCACCUUUUCUGUGACUUUCCAUGCUCGGACACGCAAUAGCGGUGGUGCGCGUCCGUGCUGGAGGUCGGUGGCUGCGGCGGGAGGAGGGCAUGUCCUUGGCGCGGAGGUGGAGCUGUGGAUGGACGGUGUAGCGCAGCGGUAGGCAGUGACAUUGGGUGCCUGGGAUGUGUUUGGCAAGCAGCGGUGGGGAGAUAGCAGUGAGCCCCGUCCACUCCACCGAAGCCCCCCGCGCAGAGUGAUGCGCUGCGGCAGACAGGCCUCCACAUCCGGACAGCACCGGGCCACAGCGACGAGCGUGCGCCGCAGAUAAACAAACCCCCGGCUCAUUCUGGACAAGCGAAAACAACAAACAAUGGCCAAUACUGAGGACACUGAGCUGUCAGAAUCCCUUAAAAUGGACAUCUCUGGCGAGCCUGAGGAGCCCAACUUCAAAUCUAAGAGUUUACCCAUCCUCACAGAGAGAAUACCCCACAAGGAAAGCCUCCUGACCAAGAGGGAACAAUGUAAGGACAGCCUACUAACCAAGAAGGUACCACGGCAGGAGAGCCCGCAGUCUGAGAGAGCACCCCACAAGAAAAGCUCACUGAAUGAGAGAGUACCCCACAAGAAGAACCUACUGACUGACAGAGACCAAUGUAAAGAGAUCCUGCUGAUUCAGAGAGUACCCCAUGAGAAGAGCUUGCUGACUGAGCGAGUACCUCACAAGGACAACCUGCUGAUCCAGAGAGGGCCCCACGAGGAGAGGCUGUUGUCCGAGAGAUUACCCCACGAGGAGAGUGUACUGACGGAAAGAGUACCCCACGAGGAGAGUCUGCUUACUGAGAGAGUACACCAUGAGGAGAAUCUACUGACCAACGGAGCACCCCACAAGAAGAGCCUACUGACCCAAAGCCUGACUGAGAGAGUGCCUCACAAAAAGAACCUAUUGAAUGAGAGAGUACCCCUUAAGGAGAGCCUACUAACUGAGAGAGAACACUGUAAGGAGAGCCUUCUGACGGACAGAGUACCCCACGAGGACAGCCUACUGACUGGAUCCACUUUGCUGCAGACUGAAGAGUGUGCCAAGUUCCUCCAAAUUGCCCCUAAAACCACAGACUCGCGAUAUGUCCCCAAACCAGGGAAGUCCAAGUUGAACCGGUCCAGCUCGUACAUGGAAGCCUCCCAGGUGCACGCAGCGAGGAGAGUAGCUGUCGGAUCUUUGUGCUCCAAGUUUGCUCGGAUCAGAUUUCCCAGUCGGAAACUCUUGUGGGCGAUUCUACAAGACUCGCGCUGCUUCCUCUUCUGUAUGUGCUACCUGACCUUCAUCCAGUCCCUGAUGGUGUCAGGCUACCUCAGCUCUGUCAUCACCACCAUCGAGAAGCGCUAUAGCCUCCGCAGCUCCGAGUCUGGACUACUGGUCAGCUGCUUCGACAUCGGCAGCCUCCUGGUGGUAGUCUUCAUCAGCUACUUUGGUGGGCGGGGUCAGCGUCCUAGAUGGCUGGCUGUGGGCGGAGUUUUCAUCGCAGUCGGCGCCGGCCUCUUUUCGUUGCCUCACUUUAUUUCUCCGCCCUAUCAGAUACAGGAAGUGAACUCGUCACUGGCCAACGAGGGGCUGUGUUUGAACAGCAACAGCAGUGGGCGGGACCAUGUGGACGUCACUUCCUGUCCACGGCAGCAGGAGGGGAAUGAGCAUGACCUGUAUGUGGCGUUGUUUAUUGUGGCUCAGAUCCUGGUGGGCAUGGGCUCCACCCCCAUCUACACGCUGGGACCCACCUAUCUGGAUGACAACGUGAAGAAGGAGAACGCUUCGCUUUACUUGGCCCUCAUGUAUGUGAUGGGAGCCCUGGGCCCAGCAGCAGGAUACCUACUGGGAGGAGUGCUCAUCGGGUUCUAUGUGGACCCCAAAACAGAUGUGCACAUCGAUCAGAGUGACCCGCGCUUCAUUGGCAACUGGUGGAGUGGCUUCCUUCUCUGUGCAGUGGCCAUGCUGCUGGUCAUCUUCCCCAUGUUCGCUUUCCCCAAAAAGCUGCCCCCACGAUACAAGAAGAAGAAGAGGAGGAAAAAGCUCAACCUGGAUGACUCAAGUGAUGACGAUGUGCUCAAAGAGAAGAACAAGAGCCAGAACGUGUCCUCCUCCAUGGGCUUUGGCAAAGACAUGAGAGAUUUGCCUCGUGCGGCUGUAAAGAUUCUGAGUAACGUGACCUUCCUUUUCGUCAGUCUGUCCUACACGGCCGAGUGCGCCAUCGUCACAGCCUUCAUCACUUUCAUCCCUAAGUUCAUCGAGUCGCAGUUCGGCAUCCCUGCGUCAAGUGCCAGCAUUUACACAGGUGUGAUCAUUGUGCCCAGUGCCGGCGUGGGCAUCGUCCUAGGCGGGUACAUCAUAAAGAAGCUAAAGUUGGGGGCGCGGGAGUCUGCUAAGCUAGCCAUGAUCUGCAGUGGCGUGUCUCUGCUCUGCUUCUCCACACUCUUCAUCGUGGGCUGUGAUAGCAUCAACCUGGGGGGCAUCAACAUUCCCUACACCACCGGUCCUACUCUGACCAUGACCCAGAGGAACCUGACGGGCGGCUGUAACGUGAACUGUGGCUGUAAAAUCCACGAGUACGCUCCUGUGUGUGGCUCCGACGGCAUCACAUACUUUAACCCCUGCUUGGCCGGCUGCAGCAGCGUGUCCAACGACUCCAGUGGGGUCCGUAACUACUCGGACUGCGCUUGCGUUCAGAGUCGACAGGUCAUCACACCGUCCUCUGGGGGUCAGGGUGGCCCUCAGCUGCAGCUGGUCAUCGUGAAGACCUACCUGAAUGAGAACGGCUACGCACUGUCAGGGAAGUGUGAGCGCGCCUGCAGCACCCUCAUCCCCUUUCUCAUCUUCCUCUUCAUCGUUACCCUGAUCACCGCCUGCGCCCAGCCCUCCGCCAUCAUUGUCACACUCAGGUCUGUGGCGGAGCAGGAGCGGCCCUUUGCUCUGGGGAUGCAGUUUGUCCUGCUGAGGACGCUGGCCUACAUCCCCACGCCCAUCUACUUUGGCGCAGUGAUUGACACCACAUGCAUGCUGUGGCAGCAGGACUGUGGCGUGCACGGCUCCUGUUGGGAGUAUGACGUCACCUCGCUGCGCUUCGUCUAUUUCGGCCUUGCCGCCAGCCUCAAGUUCCUGGGCUUCCUUUUCAUCUUCCUCACCUGGUACUCCAUCAAAUCUCGGGAGAAGAAGGUGGAGGUGUGGCUGAAGCGGCACCUGUCUCCAGCGGACACGGUGGGCAGUCUGGUGUGCCACCCGGGGGGGCACAAGGGACACGCACGCACACGCUCCUGCCCUGUCAAUAUCCCCCGUCACGAGCCCGCCCCCCUCAACCGUGGUGUCAGCACCCACUCCUGCCCCGGCAACGAGCUCCAAGCCCCGCCUCUGGACACGCCUACAGCCCCGGACACGACCACGCCUGACCCCCACCUCUCUGCCAUGGUCUGACUACAGCAGCAAGUGCUCUGAUUGGCUGCUCUGUGGUCAUGUGCUCGCUGGGGGCGGACACAGUGACACGCCAUGAGCUCCUGUCUGCUGAAGCAUGGACCCAGCUCUGUCCUGUGACUCAACUCAAAUAGUUUUGGACAAUCUAGCUGUUUUACAAUUAGAAAUCUAGUCAUGUUGAGGAUUUUUGAAUGACUAAAAAUGCCAGUGAAGUGCUGCGAUGAUCCUCACUAUCACACUCACAUGUCGGACACAUUUACCCCAGUGAAUCCCCCCAAAACAUUGAGUGAUUCUAGAUGGUAUAAAAGAACUAUAGGUGUUUUGAAUAACUGGAGAAGUGUCCUUGAACAUAGAACCCUUGAAGUAAUAAGAGUUAGGAAUGCACCGAUAAUGAUGGUAUCGAAUAUCACCACUGAUACUGAAAAAAACGCUGAAUCGGGUAUCGGUUCAAUGACAUCAGUUUUGCCAAUACCCUGGUUGGGCCUAUAAUUAGAUGUAGUAAGACUAUUCACAGGCUGAUUUUGGCCUUGAACGUCUCAUAAUGUUUCAACUUUUAUUCAUACAAAGCUGUUCAGUAUUUAUUUGCUUAACAUGAUUGGGAUGCAUAACACUACACUGGCAUUAGUUAAUAUCAGGUAUCGGCAGAUAUUUAAAGCCAAAGUAUUAAUAUCGAUAUUGGAAGUGAAAAAGAUGGAUUGGUUCUCAGCAUUCACAUUUUAAAAGAAUCGUAGGUGGAAAUUAGAAAAAAAAUAAAAAUGUAGACAUUAAAGGUGCACUAUGUAAAUUGUCUGCUUGUUUCCAUGGAGAUGUUGUUGCUUUACCCAGAAUGCAUGACUUUAAACUUGUAUUUAUUUGAUUACGGGUGUUGAUUUGCUAAAGAAUGCCUUGAGCAGAGUUGCUUCUGCACAGAUCUGACCUGCUUGUCUCAAUAAAGAUUAAUAGUUUAAUACCAUACUGUGGAACAUUCACAGCAAAGCAAUAACAUCUCCUUAGAGACAAGGAGUUGAAGCACUCGCCACUGUAGAAGUCUAAUAGAAUCAUUAGUUGCGGAUUUUGAUAAAGGAUGUGUAAAAAUAAAUGAUACACCAUUGCCCUUUCAAGUGUUACCAAUCACCAAACAGACGACGUGUUGUUUUAAGUUUUAUUGGACUAAACAGCAUUGUCAGGGUGCAGAGAAAAUCCUCACUGAAAAGGAUGGUUACAGAGUUGUCAUGUGGCACUACUAUACAACCAGCUUAGUCCUGGAUUUGUCCUGGUUUAGUUCUGGUUUAGUUCUGGUUUAAUCCUGGUUUAGUCCAUGAAUCUGCACAAGUCGGUAUAUCCGCCUGAAAGUGACAUUCUUUUGUAUAGGUUUCAGAAUGUUCCCUCACCUCAGGGCUUUACAUCUGUUUCUAUUUGUUCAGCAGUGUUUUUAAAGUAGUAUAUUGGAGGGGUUCAUACUACUAUCACAAUUUACACCUGGGAUGCCAUUCGUUGCCAUAUAUUGACAUAAACAACGAUCUUUUAUUAUAGGAUCUGGCAACCCAAAGCAACAACUUCGUUCAGCUUUCUGAUUGGAUUGAACAACUUGUACAUGUUAUAAUGGGACAAAAUAAUAAACACAUCAAAAUGAC
Messenger RNA from Periophthalmus magnuspinnatus, 5163 nucleotides. Its product is annotated as solute carrier organic anion transporter family member 5A1-like. The transcript has 10 exons. Lineage: Eukaryota; Metazoa; Chordata; Actinopteri; Gobiiformes; Gobiidae. Gene Ontology annotation, biological process: sodium-independent organic anion transport; transmembrane transport. Gene Ontology annotation, cellular component: membrane. The coding region runs from base 467 to 3553 and encodes 1028 amino acids. Gene Ontology annotation, molecular function: protein binding. The record is from RefSeq and is a predicted model, not a curated record.